This is a messenger RNA of Biomphalaria glabrata, 1172 nucleotides long. Its product is annotated as polycomb group protein Pc-like. The coding region runs from base 284 to 562 and encodes 92 amino acids. The transcript is spliced from 2 exons. The record is from RefSeq and is a predicted model, not a curated record. Lineage: Eukaryota; Metazoa; Mollusca; Gastropoda; Planorbidae.
GUUGUUUGAACCAUCUCUUUGUCUGUUACGUAACGUUUGAAUAGUGCAGCUUUUACAAUUACUUUGCAAGUUGCUUUCUUUACCGAUUACCAAUAGACUACUAGUUUAAGUCAAGCAUUUAUUUGUUUUUAACGCAUUUGAUUUUAAGAGGUAUCUAUAAAAGCCUUGAAACUUAGACUCGUAGCAUUCGACUAGCUUCUUAACCGUACAAGACGUUUCUCGUGAACUGUUUCUGGUGUGCUUGUGCAGUUCUUUGCAGCUAACAGCUCAUUUACAUUUCAGUAUGAAGGUCACAGUUCUUAUUAUUGCCUUGUGCCUGUGUCUUUUGAUCUCUGAGAUCCUCGGCUCCCACAGUAGCAGCAGCAAGAGUAAGAGCAGUAGUAAAAGUCACCAUCAUCACCACCACCACAGCAGCAAGAGUAAAAGUAGCAAGAGUAGCAAGCACCACCAUCAUCACCAUCACCAUCAUAGCAGUAAGAGCAGCAGCAAACAUCACCACAACCACCACCAUCAUCACAGCAGCAGUAGCAAAAGCAGCAGCAGCAAAAGUAGCAGCGGGUAAAAAAAAACCGAGAUGAUAAUGAAUUAUUAACCCAAGAUUUCCAACAUCUAGUAUUUGUUGUAUCUCUUUAGACAUGAUAUUUUGGUGGUAUUUUGUUUGAGCACAACAUAAUUUUAGCCUUUUAAUUAUUUUUUUUAAUUCAAACGUAACUGAAUUUUAUAAAAAUUUAUUUUUAAAUGCUGAUUUGUGUACUUUUAUAUUUAUAAAUGAAUGCAAACUAAAAAGUACUAUCAUUUUUAUUCUUUGCAACCCCUUUUUUCCAACCUAUGAAAAAAAAAAAGCUUUUUGUUCAACAAAUUAAAAAAAGAACCUGUUGGAAAUUAAUGUAUGCAUAUAUAUAAGCAAACUUUCCUAGGCUUGAAGCUGUAUCCUAAUAGUCAAUGUCGAUUGUCUGGAUUUUCUUUAGGAGUUUAAGUCUGUACGGCCAUUACAAUACAGCUAGUGAUGUCUGCAUAUAAAGAAAUAAAAUUAUAAUUAGCAUUAGACUUGUCUAACAUGAUGAUGUCAAUAACGUUAAAAAAUAUAAACAAAAAAAAUAGCAUUUGAUUUGAAUGUUUUAAGUAAUGAUUGUACUGCUACAGUUAAAUGAAAUCAUAAGCUUGUGGUAAUA